AUGUGGUCUACAAGGGUCCUUGAGGUGCUCGUGGCCGUGCAUUGUCCAAGCGCAUCUUGGAAUACAUCUGAAGCAUACCGCCUCGUCGUUGACUGGACCUUGCUCCACCGAGCUCCUGCGAAGCUGGCGUGUUACGUCCGACCCGUCAUCCAUCUGACGAGCAAGGUCCGUUUUGUCUCGUUUGGGCGAAACUCCUUCCCGGAAGAGAAUAUGCUAUAUCAAUUCACCUCGCAGGUUUUGAUGCUCACCGACUUCUUUCAUGGAGCAGGAGUGGAACUUGCUCCGUAUCACGUGCGAUCCGAAACCCAGGAUCAGCAGUUCAAAAGCUGGCUUGGCGGGAUGUUAUCUCCGCGGCCUGUUUUAUCGAAAGCUACGUUGUACAUGGUAGACAUACAUUUGAGCCAGCCAGCCCUAUGCUGUGGCCUUGCAGUUCAGACUAUCAGCCAGAAAGAUGAUGCAGAUCAGAAUACUCAUUAA
Molecule: messenger RNA, 477 nt
Organism: Pyricularia pennisetigena
Lineage: Eukaryota; Fungi; Ascomycota; Sordariomycetes; Magnaporthales; Pyriculariaceae
Exons: 3
Coding region: 1-477 (158 amino acids)
Source: RefSeq, a predicted model, not a curated record